Pecten maximus is the source of this 6861-nucleotide messenger RNA. Its product is annotated as rhotekin-like. Bases 29 to 1798 code for a protein of 589 amino acids. Gene Ontology annotation, cellular component: actomyosin contractile ring. The transcript has 14 exons. Gene Ontology annotation, biological process: signal transduction; actomyosin contractile ring assembly; septin ring organization. The record is from RefSeq and is a predicted model, not a curated record. Lineage: Eukaryota; Metazoa; Mollusca; Bivalvia; Pectinida; Pectinidae.
CAACAGGCAAGCUCAGCCAACGGGAAAAAUGGCUACACCAAUACGAAAACGGAAGCGGGAGAUUCAAGAUGUCGAAUCUACGGAAACACGGUUUUGUGUGGAAACUCCAUUUAUAACGAAACUUACCAAGAGACGAAGAAAAACCAUGCAUCCACCACUCCAAACGGAGCUGCUUGAUAAGGAGAACAUGCGCCUUGGUACCGAAUCUCAGGGCCAGGACUUCACACCUUGGAAGCCACCGUCAGGAUUAAAUAAGCCAGAUUUUACCCCACAGCCUCUCAAGCGUAAUGCCACCCUCCGAGGCACACUUCGUCGACGGGUUUCGAUGAGUGUGAUGAAAAAGAAGAUGAGAAGGUUUCAGGAUUAUUCUCUAAUGGACUCCAACUUCCAGUACCUAGAAAGUCUGGGCAGGGGAUCGAACCGUAUCUGUCAUACUGCUUCAACAACAAUCUUCAAGGACACUGAUCUUCAGCAGAAGAUCGACCAUGAGGUUAAGAUGCGAGAGGGGACAGCCAAACUGCUGGCUGCGACCAAACACCCCGCCCAGAUGUUGGAGGCCUCCCGAAACCUUCUUACAUCUAACACUAGAAUCAUUGCCUACAUGACAGAGCUUCAGAAACGAAAAACCGCUGAGGUCCUCGGCAAAAACAUGUCUAUGGAUGGUAACCAAGUGCCAUGCAAGUCGAGUCUUUGUGUGUCAGACAUCAGGAUACCGUUGAUGUGGAAGGAUACUGAUCACUUCAAAAACAAGGGAGAUUAUCGUCGCUUUGCAGUAUUUUGUUUGUUGCGAAUCGGCACCGACUUGUAUGAUACAUCACUCAUCAGUAACGUGGACAGGAGUAUGACUGACCUCUCUUUUGAUGAUGCCAUCAGUUUUGGUAACGUUCCUCACAACUUUGAGUGUAAAUUAGAAGUGUAUUGUCACAAACUCCAUGAAGAUCUCACCAUAGCCAGUACACCAAAGAAACUCCGCAAAAAAAUCAACGAUAUUUCCGGAUCUGUGGGGCGAAGCGUUGGCAAGCGAUUGUCAGGACUGAAUGAUGCUGAUAUCAUAGGGAACAUGGUUCUGGGGCCGAGGUUUGAGUUGGUCGCGGAAGGAACGAUGGAACUGAAGGAUGUGGAUGAUUCUGUGAGGACGUUUGACCUCCAGUUAGUGUCAACAAAUCAAGCUUCAGAGUCUGGAUGUGAAAUUCCGUUGUUUGGGCAUUACUGUUGUCGACUGGCCGCUCAGCCCGAUUGUCUCAUGUCACCAGAAGUCACUGGCUAUCUCAACAUACAGGAGGACGAUGAUCUAGCUAAGUGGCGACGGUAUUGGUGUAUUCUUAAAAACCUACAGCUGUCCUGUUGGUUGUCUCCUAGUGACACGGAGGUCACUGAUCCGCAGGUCACUGUACCUGUCACAAAGAAUACUCAGAUAAGUGAUGCUGAUCCCAGAACGAGUGAGCGGUCGCACACAUUCCACAUAAAGACUGUCCAGCGACGGGGGACGUUUCAGCACACCCUGGCAGCUGAUUCUGCCGAGGACCUCAGUAAAUGGUGGGACGGUUUACAGCAGCAUCUCCUCGACCAAGCACUGAAGAAGGCUUCCCCCAGAAAGAAGCCCGCCUUCCUCAGAAAAGGUUCCCUUUACGAGGACACCCCAAUAGAAGAAACGACUCCUGCCAAGACAACUCAUGUAAUUCGGGACUUGGGGAUGGAGGACGAUCAACUCAGCAAAAUGUUACACACACUCAUGGGCGAGGCCAAACAGAUCAGGGGAGACGACUCUCGAAAAUCAUCGUCAGCCAGUGUUAGCUAGUUGUGGCUAAACUUUAUCAUCAUAACAUUUCAAAAGUGCUAUCAGAUGGGAAAACCUAGAUUUCCAGAGUCCGAACUCUGUGUUUUACAUGUAGGUAGAAUAAAGUCACUGGAAGUAUAUAGCCUUGGACUAGAAUCACCUUAACGUGUCACAUUGGAACAGCUCAAUCAUGCAAAUAUUUAUAUGGAGUAACAUGGACCCUGUGAGAUACCAAGAAGGAAAAAUUAUGGUAUCCAAUUAUGUGUACAAUACAUCUAUAUGUCCCCCAGGGAUCUAGAUACACAUACAUGUACCAUACGUAUAUAUGCCCCCCAGGGAUCUAGACAACACAUACAUGUACCAUACAUCUAGAUGUCCCCCAGGGAUCUAGAUACACAUACAUGUACCAUACAUCUGUAUGUCCCCCAGGGAUCUAGACAUACAUACAUGUACCAUACAUCUAGAUGUCCCCCAGGGAUCUAGAUACACAUACAUGUACCAUACAUCUGUAUGUCCCCCCCAGGGAUCUAGACAACACAUACAUGUACCAUACAUCUAUAUGUCCCCCAGGGAUCUAGACAUACAUACAUGUACCAUACAUCUAGAUGUCCCCCAGGGAUCUAGACAUACAUACAUGUACCAUACAUCUGUAUGUCCCCCCAGGGAUCUAGACAACACAUACAUGUACCAUACAUCUAGAUGUCCCCCAGGGAUCUAGACAACACAUACAUGUACCAUACAUCCCCCCAGGGAUCUAGACAACACAUACAUGUACCAUACAUCUUUAUGUCCCCCCAGGGACCUAGACAACACAUACAUGUACAUUACAUCUACUUGGUAUAUGUAAAUAAUCCCCUGGGGAAGAAGGUGUAUGUUUUACCCCACUUGUAUGUGUAGUUAGACAUCGUAUAUUGUGUUAUGAUGUUUUGUUGUGAGGUUGUUAUGACAACCCAUGUGAUAGUUUGUAUGGUGAUGUUAAUAAGUGUCUGUCAUUUCCCACCCUGAAGCAGCAUUGUAAGUGUCUUACCAGCCAAACCUCUAAAGAUGUCCAAAGAUUUUAAGUUUCAAAUUUUACAAACUACUCAGCAUUUCUAAAAGCUCUUUUGCUUUCGACUAAUUUUAUAUUUUUGGUAUUCUGAUAUCAGUACAUUUUGAAUACCUGUAUUCUAAUUAUUUUAUGUUAGAAAAAAUAACAUUAGUGUUGUUAUUUGUAUUUAGAUUCUGAUACAUCUUAAUUGUACAUUCUUAUUGUAGUAGAUAUUAUUUGUUUUACACAUAUAAUAACAGUACCGUGGUGAUUUUAACAUAAAAUUUUUAUGAUGGCUGUUCUGAGGGAAAUCGGUUGAUACAUGUACAUAUAUGGAUGCUUACUGACAUGAUGAGUGCAAUAUGGGAGUACUAUGAACUUCAAACUGCCAUGAAUUGCCAAAUAAUUUUUGUCAGCUGUCUGCCGAUUUAAAUUGUCCCUCAAAAGACUAAUGGGAUCACUGGGAUUCUCAGAAAUGGGUUCCACUUUGAUAAAUCUGGCUAUGAUAGAUGAGGGAAAUAUGUAUUUAUGGCAGUAAUGAAAACAGAACUCAAUUAUGAAUAUGUUCUUGUGUAACACAUGAUAGUACUAUUAUAUAUGUAAUAAAACCUCACUUGUGUGUCCACAUUCUGAUUUAGUGUUUCUCUACACAAAUACUCAGUUCACAUCUUAAAUGAUGAAUGAUCGAAAAAAAAAAUCACCCAUGGACAUGAUGGUAUUGGUCAUUCCAUUUAUGAAUGCUUAAGUUGUAAAUGAUAUUAAAAAUCAACCCAUUCAUGAAAGAAAAAUCAAGUCUGUAAAAAUUUACACAGUAAUUAAGAAAUUUAAAAAAAAAAAGAAGAUUUAUCAGAUAUUAAAAAAUUCAAAAAAUAAUACAUAGUCAUAUAUUUUAUCUGUUGUUGACAUAUACUCGGAGAUGGUCUAGUGCUGACAGAGAGGAUGGAUGUAUUUAUUUACUUUUACCAAAGUUUAUGUCUACUGUAUUAUUUGUCUUGAUUUUUUUAUAAGGAUGUUGAUAUGUUGAGUUUGAUCUUUCAUCAACGGUACAUAAGCAUAUACAGUGUAGAGGGAAAAUGUCUCGUUCUUAUGUUUUACUCGGACAGCUCAAACUCAUAUGGAACUUCAUGUUCCCAGCCUUUGACAUAUAGCAGCAACUGAAGUUUACCAACUGAGUUGAAAGUAAAGUUUGAAAUAAGUAAUUAUUAUUAAAGGAAGGAGAAAUAUUUGAGGAGGAAACUCAGUCCCACAAUCGUGAGCUGUGACUUUUGAUAAAUAUUAUAGGGUGUGUUUUUAACAGGCAAGAUUUUUUAGGGUAACAUUAUGUAAAGUUGAUUACAAAACAUGACUCAUAUUCUCUGUAACGUUGAAGACAGAAUCAAUGAUAGCUGAUAUGUCGCUAGUUUGUUCUUUCCUUUGGGAAGGAAUGACAAGAGACAUAAUACAUCCUUAGGAAUAUGAUUAAUGUGGGGAAAAAAAAAAAUUGACAGCAUUUGAACUCAAUAUAUUGUGAACAACUACAUGUAGUUUGAAAUAUUUUUUUCAUAAGAAUAUAUUGUAUUCAAUAUACCUACAACUAAGCCUUUCUUGUUCACUGUGCUUACCCUCUCUGGAAAAUUUCAAUGGGGUGUAAUGAAUAUUUAUUGUAGUAGCCCAAACACCUUCCUACAGAUGUUGUAGGGAUAUCCGUUGACAAGGUAUUAUAAUGAUCUGUAACUGGUGAUGUGGUUAGCUUUACAUAAUGUAUGUGUAAUAGUUAGCUUGCUGUUUUAAUGCAAGUUUACCUUCUUAACUCCAGUUCUCCGAACACGACAAAACCACUUAUAGACAUCUAUACACUUCAAUAUUUAUAAGACGUGAUUUAAAGUGUGUCCUUGAAUUAAUGUUUGUGACAUACAUACCUACAUAAAGGUCACUCCUAACAUAUUUUUGUUUGAUCAUACCCUGGCUUUAUCAGUUGAAUAGCUUUUAAAUGAUUGAUGUAUUUUUUUUUUAUUUAUGUAAUUUUUUUAUUUUUAUUUUUUUUUGUCGGAUACUAUGGUCUUGUAGUGAUAACUGUCAAAGAAAUUUGUUCGUUUUAUUAAAUUCAAUUUUGUUUUUUACCUUGAUUUAUUUUAUACAAUUGAUUUACAAAGAAUUAUGGGACCACCACAUGUUUGAUAUUAUAUCACAAGAAACUGUGUUGUACAUACUCACAGUAGAGAGUCCCACAGCUGUCUGAUGUACACAGGUAUGGACUAGUUUUCCUGUUUUGAUGUUCCGGUACAAUGACUAUUACAGGUUGUAUCCCUCUGACAUUUUAAAGUAAUUGAACACUACAGGUGCUAUGACCUGUAGAGGAACAUAUACAUUCCUUGAUUUAUAAUCAAGAUGUCUGGGGAUCAAAUCUACAUAGCUAAUAAUCUUUUACUUUGAUAAAUAUGACUUCAAAAAUCGAAAAAUGCCACACAAAUUAAAUUGGAACUCUUUAGUUUGAGGAGGUAGAAUUCAGUGCUGAGACUCUCUACCUUAAUACAUGUAUAAUAAAUCACAAACACCAAUCAUAUACAUAUAAAGUUAAGUGUUGUUAAUGUUCUUAAAUACUUCCAUUGUUUUGCAUGUUACUGGUAAAUGUAGCAUGACCGCAACGAAUCUUCAUUUGAAUUAUAUGAUUAGGUUUGUAUUUGUGUACUUGUAGGUGUGAUGGUAUGACCAAAUAUAUGUGUGAGCUGUAUAUAUACAUAUGUGUGUAUGAAUGUUUGUGUGAGGUUGUAUAUUAGCCAGAAUGGUUUUUGUUUUUGAAAUAAUUACUUAAGUUAAAAACCCUGAAAACGCUGUCUCAUAAUUUCAUAUAUUAUUUUUGUCAUUUUUCUUUGCUUCAGAUAUUCUUUCUUCUAUACUUUACACUGUAUACACAUGUAAACUUGAACCCUAAGGUACAGCUACCUGCAUAUAUAUUAAAUAGCCAUUAAUGUCAUUGAACACCCAAUUAAGGAAUAAAUAUUGAUGCCAUUGAAAAACUCUUUAACAACUUAAUGUCAUUAAAAACACACUCAACAAUGUCCUUAACUUAAUUGAUGUCAUUAAAAACCCAUUCAACGAUGUUCUUAACUUAGCAUUCAAUUUGUGAUAAAGGUUUCAUAUGGCCGAUAUUAUUAAAAUUUCUUAUAUCAUGCAACCUACCAAAUCUGUGCCCUUAGGCGAUUAACCUUUCUUGAAGUCUGUGAACUGACCCAGGUAACCCCUGCAUGAUUUCUGUGCAGUUCAAACAGACAAAUUGAAAUGGAUCUCUGAUAUAUAAUCUUCAUAGUGGGGUUUUAAAAAUGUGUCUUUUUAUUUUUGUAUAGAGAAUUCCAGUAAAAAGUAAUUAAGGUUGAUAAAUAUCCUGUUGUAAUUUAUUAUGCUCAGUUUGGAUGUAGAUUUGACAGGUGCUCUUCCUAAAUCUGAAAACACUUUUCUUAGAUUUAUAACACUUUUAUGAUCACUAAUAUGUAUUGGUGUAUUUUGACUCCCAAGACAACGUAAGGUAUUAUGACAUGUGCUCUACUAAAUCUUAACAUUUCUAAAGAUUUAUAGCACAUUUGUAAAUCAAGGGGUUUUGGUGUAUAAAUGCAUUACUUCAGACAGUUCCCGGAUUACACUGAGAGAGUUCUGUUUUAACAACAGGUCGGUAUAUGUGUAUUAAUUAAAUACCUAGACUUUUACAAUAGCAUCAAUGAUAAACCUACAUUAAUGGAUAAAGAGAUAAACCCACUUUGAUGGGUCAAGACAUACUUAGUACAUCGUAUGUAUCCUUUGUUGUGUCCAGUUGCCAGGUAACUAAGCAUUAUAUAUGUGUACAUGUAUAUUCUGUUCCAUAUAGACUUUGAUAUUUUUGCCACUCAGUCCUAUGUUACAUUGAUAUUUUUUUUAAUUUUUUUUUGAUCUCCUGAAAUCAUAGCUGGCUUCCUAUGAAACUGUUUUGUUUAUUUAUGUGAUUAAGAAAUCAUAUUCUGACCGUGAUAUCACCUUGAUGGAAAACCACGUGGUCUGUAUACCCAAUCACCUGUCAGCAAACUUCAUUAAAACAUCAAAUUGUCAA